Xylona heveae TC161 is the source of this 951-nucleotide messenger RNA. RefSeq names its product CIA30-domain-containing protein. Bases 1 to 951 code for a protein of 316 amino acids. The transcript has 6 exons. The record is from RefSeq and is a predicted model, not a curated record. Lineage: Eukaryota; Fungi; Ascomycota; Xylonomycetes; Xylonales; Xylonaceae. Gene Ontology annotation, biological process: NADH dehydrogenase complex assembly.
AUGGCAGAGGCAGGGGAAAAGUCCGCCAGUGCUCAUUUCAUUGUGAAGAGGACAGAUUUAUUUGGUGGCGAGAGACCAUGGAAUUCAUCUGACUGGACUGCAAGCGAUGACCGUGUACGCGGCGGAAACUCUCAUUCCUACCUCGACUGUUCGGCGUCGUCUGCUCUCUUCCAUGGCACAUUAGACAUUGAAACUCUUGGCGGCGCCGGCUUUGCAAGUCAGCGUACCACUUCAACCGACAAGACCUGGGAUGUGUCCACGUACAAUGGGGUAUUGCUGGAAAUUGAUCAAGCUGAUGAAAAAUCAUACACAUUCAUUCUCAAGGACAAUUUACUCCCCCAGAACCCAUCCAAUGGCCGGGAACAAGCGACUAUUUCCUAUGAGUACGACUUUGUACCCUCACAAAAUCAGAGUCAUCAGACUGGUAGUCCCACGACAAUAUACAUUCCUUGGAACAAGUUGAAGCCCACGUACAGGGGCAAAGAGAAGAAGGAUGCCGAGCCGAUUAAUCUCAAGAAUAUCAAGAGAUUUAGUAUCAUGAUGCGAAGUUUCUUCGGCACACAACACGGCCCAUUCAAUCUCUCCAUUCGUUCCAUCUCCGCAAUCUCUCUCGCCAAACUCGACAACCACCACCACUACGACCAAGAUUCUGCCUUUCCUCAUCCAUAUACCGAUGACCCUCAUGACGAAUCUCCUCGCCAGUACACCGACAGUGAUGACGCUAUUGACGAGAAAGCAUCAUCAUCUCUUCUUCCUGCUCACAGUGGCAAAACCCGUGCCUCCUUUUCUCACAUCGACUCUCAAGGCGCUCACGUCAUUUAUAUUCCCGACGACCUUGACGGCGACCAUGACGACCAUGGUACUAGCUCGUCUCAAACAAAUCAUCGCAUCUUUGACAUGCCAGGAGGAGAUUAUGCUCGUCCGGAAUUCGGGAAAUUACUAGAAGUCUAG